UGUGCUAAGGAUCCUAAUUGGUACGUUCAACCAUUAAUUGAUUUAGAGACAAAUAGAUUACAAGAUAUUAUUUUAAAUGAUAACACAACAUCAACCAAUACCUAUAAUCUACCAUUAAGCAUUUUUGCUAUUGCUAUAUUACCUGAAGAAACAAGUGAAAGUUACAGAUGGGUAUUACAACAAACAAUCGAAGCAACUGGAGUUCAGCCUGGUGCCUUUAUUAUUGACGCUGACCCAGGUCUUGAGAGUGUAGUUCCUGAAAUAUAUCUGAAUACUUACCUUCUUCACUGUGUUUGGCAUAUCGAACGCAAUCUUGAAAGACAAUUAUUAAACCACUUGGUGAUCGUUAUGGUGAUUUUCUCAAAGCAUUUUGCUGUGCCCAAAAUGUUUUGUGCAAAAAAGCAUUUGGAAG
Messenger RNA from Racocetra persica, 412 nucleotides. NCBI's taxonomy places the organism in Eukaryota, Fungi, Glomeromycota, Glomeromycetes, Diversisporales, Gigasporaceae. The record is from the annotation of a GenBank genome assembly.